Paecilomyces variotii is the source of this 1108-nucleotide messenger RNA. RefSeq lists its product as hypothetical. NCBI's taxonomy places the organism in Eukaryota, Fungi, Ascomycota, Eurotiomycetes, Eurotiales, Thermoascaceae. The transcript is spliced from 9 exons. Bases 182 to 763 code for a protein of 193 amino acids. The record is from RefSeq and is a predicted model, not a curated record.
GCUAUUUAUUUUUUUGGACCCGCCUUUAUACGGCCUGGGUAGUUUCAUAAACCCGCCUUUGUACGGCUUGGGUAAUUUCAUGAGCCCGCCUUUAUACGGCUUGGGCAAUUAAAAAAAAAAUUUCGCGCCUUUAUACGGCUUGCGAACUUCAGCGCUUGGAAGAAAGGAGAUUCAUUCAGCCAUGUUGGCAUCAUUUCUGCCCGUCCUUUGGCUCUUCGUCUUGACCGCGAAGAGGCUGAUUGGUGGCCGCAAGAGCCUGCAUAAGAAACCGCACACGCUCUUCUUCGGACAAGGUGGAUAUGGCAGCCAGGAGAUCAGCCACGGGAUCCUGUGCUUGCUCAGGCUGGGGUGCGGGUGCAGCUUCAAUCUGGCCCGCAUUCGCUUCUGCGGAGAGAGGUUGGUUCUGACCGCCAGGGAGUUGGCCUUGGUGGCCUCCUCUUGCGAGAAGACCACCACGACCUCGUCCCCUCUGGGCAGAACCGCGCCCACAUCCACGUCCGCGUCCGCGGUUCAUCUGUUCAUAAAAUUGGCGCCCCAUCGCCCGCAGGCCGUUGUAGAAGUCGCACUGCCACCAUCCGUGGCCGCGUCUCUUGCAAUAAGUGCAGAGGUUUCUGUUUCGUUUAGCCUUCUUAGGGCCGCCGCGUCCACCGCGACCACGAUCACCACCACGACGACCAUCAUCGCCACCACCUGGGGCAGCAGCGACAGGAUUCGCAAUAGCGCGAACGGACUCCAUCUGUGUAGAGUUAAUAUGUCUUUGUGAAUGUGUAGUGGUGACUUAUCUUUUUCUUGCUGGUUUGCAGAAAGUGUGUGAUGUGAGGAGGUUGGUGAAGGGAAAGAGGAGAGAAGAGAAGAGAAAAAAGAGAAAGAGACUAGUGAUUAAGACACUAAAAGAGUAGGGAAACAAAGGGAAGAAGAGGAAGUUUCCGGACAGCAUUCACUUCUUCACUUGCUCACUUGCUCACUUGCUUCAUUCACCUCGAUGGCUGUAACAGGGCUAGUAUCUUCUAUUUAGUCUCGACUAUGGUCCUGGAAGACGAGUAGAUUUACAAUUUAUACUGAGAGAUAACUUUAGAUGAGGAUUUAGCAGACAGCAGACUACGCGCUG